Molecule: messenger RNA, 349 nt
Organism: Periconia digitata
Lineage: Eukaryota; Fungi; Ascomycota; Dothideomycetes; Pleosporales; Periconiaceae
Source: the annotation of a GenBank genome assembly
CACGUGCUUCCGUCAUUUGUUACUAUAUCUGUCACUAUACGAGCGCCUCCGUUGAACCUCGAACAUGAUGCCUGUACUCGAGGCUACGCAGCUUCGAUUAAAGGGCGUGGGGCCAGAAGAUGUCGCUCUGAUCGAGAGCCUAUCAUCUGUCCGAGGCAUCUUGAGAACACAGUCCGAGUUCUUCUCUUACGUUCAAGAUUCAAGCCUCAUCUUCAUCCUGGGUUUGUGGCCAAGCUUGCAUGCCCAUCGCGAGUUUCUAGCCUCACCUCACGCAGCUGCAGUUUUGGGGGCCCAGGAAAAGAUGCUGGACUUCGAGUCGACAGUGCACAUGGAAUUUGACGCCCCAUGA